GCCCUCCUCACUGCCGUCGACAAACGCCUGCAAGAGCUCUCUCCCUCGCAUAAGGGCAAGGAGGCGCGAUCGGACGUACGCGCGUCGAGGCAACUCGCUCGCGACGCUGUGGAAGUAAUCAUAGAGCCUCAUGUACUUGAAUGGAUGGACGACGACGAUUCUCUGACGGGUAUUGAGUUCAUCCUUCGAGCCCUGGCUGAGGUAGACAAUCGGUUUGAGAAGCACCCGGUCUGGAAUACCGCCCCCACCGCGCUGCAAGCACUCGCGAAGAAACUAGGCGAACUCCCUUGCCUCCUCAUUCACGGGAAGGAAGCCUGCUCCACGGAGUCCCACCAGCCCGACCUAGGUUUCGCUGCCGUGUACCUCAAGGUAGCCUUUCGCAUUCUCGAAAACGACACCGGCAGUUCCGACAGACUCGAAGUCGCCGUACGCGCCGCCGUAUACGAUUCACUAGGCAAGUCCCUCCGGCAUCACACCGCAGUCACGGAUGAGCGCAUGUUCGAUGAUAUCCUUGGCUUCAUUACGCGAGGGAUGCGAGACCCGGAGCGCCUCGUCCGGCUUGCUGCUGGUCGUGCGUUGGUUGACCUUGUUAAGCUCGUACAACGCCUGGACGACAGAGUUGCCGAACUCAUCUUGGCCAUCUUCCAGAAGAUCAAUGGUCUCCUCCGGCACACAGAGAAUAGGAUCAAGGAGACGACAGCAGUCACUGUUAGCCUGAUUGGAAAGGCUUCUACAGGCAUUGCAUUGCGAGAGAGCGUGUGCGCACUGGUCACGCAGCUGUGUGAGCAUAACCCAGUCCUCAAAGGGGGUGCAGUGCUCCAGCUCCAUACACUGGUCAAACAUCAUCAGAAGUCACCCUAUAGCCUGACCGCCCCGUAUCUCAACCGCAUAGCGCCAUACCUCGUGCACAGGCUCAAGACGCAUCCAGAGGGUGUCCAGGAGUUCUGCCAUUUCCUCUCCGUUUCGCAGCACGACUUUGUGAACUUGACCCUCAAGCACACGCUACCUCAGCUGUUUGCAGACAGCGACUUGAAAGGGCUCCAGGCCGUCGCGUUAGAGAUGUCGACAAAUGUUGCUAUGCUGGUGCUCGACAACACUCAUCACAUCCUGGCCCAUACGUUCAUGCUGCAAGCCGUCGGUCAUACGAACAAGACGCUCCAUUUCAUCCUGAACGUACUCAAGGCAGCCGCGACCGGGGCUAACACGCUAAGCAUCACGACAAUUGUGGAUAGCUGCAACGUCCUCCUCUUGACUGAGAUCGUUGUAUGUCUUGGGGACGAUGAUCCAGAUGUCGUCGACGCAGCAAGUCAAGGCCUCCGUAAGGUCGCACGUUUGCUCGCACCGCAAAAGUCUAAGCUGGCUAGCGGUUCCGACGAAGAGUAUGCGGCUUGCAUGAAGGAACACAUGCUGGGCGUCAUCUCGACUUUGAACGACAUGCUACAGGAGGUUCACGGGAAACAGUCGAUCGAGUCGAAGCAGAAGAUCCUGAGAAGCUUUGGCGAGUUCGCGAAGCAGGUUGGUUCCGCGAUCAGCAACGUCGCCCCACAGAUCAUGGCAACGUUGCAGACCACUCUGAUCAUCCCACAACUCUCCGACGCGGCUCUACAGAGUUGGCAUGCCUUCCUCGCAAUGUUGGAGCCCGCCGACAUCGGUCCUCAUGUGGGACCUACGAGCGCAUCCUUCGUGGCUUCCUGGUCUCUGUUCUCCGAUCGCGGUCGCCAGGCGGCUAAGCAAUGUCUGGACUACAUGGUCCUGAACCGUGGUCAAGAACUCGGUCCUUAUCUCAAGGAAGUCGCCGAUCUCAGUUCCAUACCUGAGCUCGCCGAAACGAACGCGGCGCUGAAGGACCUGAGGUCGGCCUGGACGCCACAACAGAGGUUGACCGCCCUGCUAGAGCGUCUGGACAGCGAGAGCUUGGCCGUCGCUAUUCAGUCGGCGGUGGAGCUGAAGGCGUUCUUGUCGGAGGCAGACGAAGAGUACAUUCGGUCCCUCACCUUCGGCGACGUUUUCGACCCACUCGUCGGGCAUCUCGUCGCUGCUCUCUAUCGUGCGGCGUGUAGAGAUGGCGAAGGAAUGCAGACGCUCCACGACCUUGCCUUCGACUGCAUCGGUAUCGUUGGCGCUAUCGACCCUGAUAGAUUUGAACUGCGCGUCAACGACAACCGGAUGAUCAUGCUCAGCAACUUCACGGACGAGGCGGAGUCCAUGGCGUUCGCCAUGCACCUCAUUCGCGACGUCCUCGUCGGCGCCUUCCGUUCGACCAGCGACAUCAAGUAUCAAAGUUACCUCGCAUAUGCCAUCCAACAGCUCCUACAGUUCUGCAAGUUCCCACCGGCCCUCGUCAACCCCGGGGGUUCGAACUCUGUCCCUAUUAGGGUCCGGAAUCGCUGGAACAGCCUUCCCAAGCAUGUCCUCGAGACGGUCUCCCCCCUGCUAGAAACUCGUUUCAGCUUGGAGAUUCGUCCGCUCAAGCCCCUUGCGUACCCCAUAUAUCCACACCAUGCUACGUAUCGCCAAUGGGUACAGGCGUGGACUAGUGAUCUGAUCCAGAAGGUCUCGGGUACUGGCGCGGCGCAGAUCUUCCAGGUCUUCACCUCAGUAGUGCGCAACAAGGACGUCGGUGUUGCGCAUCACAUUCUACCGCAUCUGGUCUUGAACAUUCUAGCCUCUGGGGAGUCUGACGAUGGAGCCAUUCGGAUGGAGCUAUUGUCUGUGUUGGAGGACCAGGUCAAUCCGAAUAGUCGUUCUUCCCCCGACAAGAAGCUCCUCAGUGCACAGAUCGUCUUCAUGCUCCUCGAUCACCUCAACAAGUGGCUUCGCGCCGUUCGUCAAGACCUUGCCAGGCAGAAGGCGGACGCCAACAGCAAUCGACGGGUGUCCAGGAACUCCCAGAUCAGCAGUGACGCUGGCGAACAGAUGAUGAGGAUCGACUCCCUUUUGGAGAGCAUCGACCAAGGCCUCAUGGCAGAUGCGGCGUUCCAGUGCAAGGCCUACGCGCGGUCGUUGAUGAACCUCGAACAACGCCUUAUGGCCUACCGCUUACGCGAUGCUAGGGCCAAACGCGACGCGGAGCAGCGUGGAGAUGCUGACGCAGUGCGCGCCAUCGAGUCGACCAACUACCAGGACCAGUAUGAACGCCUGCACGAGCUAUAUGCGCACCUCGACGAGCCAGAUGGGAUGGAGGGUGUGUCUACUGUGAUUUUGUCGCCGUCUCUAGAACAUCAGAUUCGCCAGCACGAGAGCACAGGCGCAUGGACUUCUGCGCAGAGCUGUUGGGAAGUGCGAUUGCAGUACGAACCAGACAACCUCGAGUACCACCUCGGCUUGCUACGAUGCUUGAGAAACCUUGGUCAUUACGACACCCUACGCACACACGUAAUGGGGGUGUUGACCCAACAUCCCGAGUGGAGUGCGGACCUCGUCGGUUACCAGAUCGAAAGCGAGUGGAUGGUAGGCCGUUGGGAUGAUGUGCAGGCGCUUGUUGAGAAGACGGAUGCUCGUUCACCAGCAGUCCAUUUGGGACAGAUCUUACUCGCCAUGCGCACGGGCGACGCCUCAGCGGUGACUUCUUCCCUCCUAGAGGCGCGGAGGGUUCUGGGGGCGUCCAUCACAGCAACCGGCGCAAGCGGAUAUCGUCGUUCCUAUGAUGCCGUGCUCAAUCUGCAUCUUGUCCAUGAGCUGGGGGUCAUCCACGAUGUCGUGAAAGGUCUCCGAGCAGGUCCUAUAGGCGCCAGCCAAAGGAGCGACCAAACUUUCCAGAACCUUUUGCAGCGUCUCUCCGCUCGGUUUGACUCGACACUGCCCACAUUCCGAAUUCGAGAGCCUAUCUUGAACAUGCGGAGGACAGCUUUCAAUCUCAGCGGAUCUCAUAGCGAAGGGGUCAAGGACGCCACUGGAAAAUCGUGGCUGACGAGUUCGAAGAUCGCGCGGAAGGCGGGACACACCCAGACUGCAUACAGCGCGAUCCUGCAAGCUCAGCGCUGCAACACUCCGUACUCGUUCGUUGAGAACGCGAAGCUCGUCAGGACGCGAGAAGACCCAUUGCGCGCCCUCCAAGAGCUCGAAAAGGCGAUGCGCCUCUCCGGUUUUCUACCUCCGGAGCGAAGCCAAGGGCAGGACGCUGUCAUCGAUUUGACGCUGCUCAGUUUACAACUUGCACAGAUCCACGUGCUACGAGCUCGCUACAUGGACCAUUCAGACCGGUUCGAGGAUUCCAGGGUUUGCAAAGAGUUCCGCAGAGCGACCGAGAUGUGGCCAAAAUGGGAAAGUGGUCAGUUUCACCUUGGCCAGUUCCAGGACGACUGUUUCAAGGCUCUACCGCCCGCCGACAAGAAGACCAGGGGCAUGAAGAUGAAUUUUCAGACUGUGCGAUGCUUCGUACGCGCCAUCCGAUACGGAUCGAAAUACAUCUACCAGACCUUGCCUCGCGUGUUGACUAUCUGGCUCGACCUCGCCGAGGACCCACGUACUAAUUCUGGCGACAUAUUCAAGAAGAUCAACGACGAAGUAAAUCGUGCUAUCAAGACAGCCCCAACGUAUAAAUGGUAUACGGCGUUUCCGCAGAUCGUUUCUCGCAUAGGAGUUCAGCAUCAGUCAGCAUACGACGUCCUUGCCGUCCUUCUCUAUACGGUCAUACAAGAGUACCCGAAGCAGGCGCUGUGGCUCUUUUCGGCCGUAGCGAAAUCGACAGAUCCUCAACGAGCGAACAGGAGCAAGAUCAUUCUGAACAAGCUCCGGAGUGUGAACAAGAACAAUGUGCCCGCACUCAUCUCGACUAUGACCAAGAUGACCGCAGAUCUGCUGAAACUGAGCAAGCUCGAAGCUACGGAUAAGAAGCCCCUCAGUAUGGCGAGAGUAUGCGGGGAACUGCUCAAGCUCAUGCCCUCCGCCGUCCUCAUUCCACUACAAGAAUCCCUCACGGCCAGUGUUCCUCCUACCUCCGCGUUGGAUGCGCAACAUAAACCGUUCCCUGUAAACGCACCCACGUUCGCCCGGAUCCACGACGAGCUCGAGGUUAUGAGCUCAAUGGCGAAGCCGAAGAAGAUGACAAUCCAAGGGAGCGACGGACUGAUUUACACGUUCCUGGCGAAGAAAGACGAUCUGCGCAAGGACAGUCGGCUAAUGGAUUUCGAUGCCAUUCUCAACAAGCUCCUCAAGUCGGAUACAGACUCGCGUCGCCGCCAACUUCACAUCCGUACAUACGGAGUGGUCUCGCUGAACGAAGAGGCUGGCUUGAUCCAAUGGGUACCCAACACGGCUCCCAUCAGACCGAUUCUCCUCAGACUGUACGAUCGUCAAGGCAUACAGAGCUGGAACAACACAAUACGACAGGCCUUCGACCAGGUCAAGACGACUACGGAACACGAUGAGGCCGCCAAGAUAUUUUCCAACAAAGUCCUAUCACACUUCCCGCCGAUCAUGCACGAGUGGUUCAUAGAGACGUUCCCGGAGCCCUCCGUUUGGCUUGCAAGUCGGACAGCGUACAGCCGUACGACGGCCGUGAUGUCUAUGGUUGGAUACAUUCUAGGCCUGGGCGAUCGGCAUUGCGAGAACAUCCUACUCGAUACCAAUUGCGGAGACGCGGUUCACGUCGACUUCGACUGUCUGUUCGAGAAGGGACAAGCUUUGGAGACACCUGAGGUUGUCCCAUUCAGGUUGACGCAGAACAUCAUCGAUGGAUUCGGCGUAACGGGGGUAGAAGGCGUGUUCCGUAUCUCUUGCGAGGUCACCUUGCGGCUUCUGAGAGAGAACAAAGACUGUCUGAUGAACGUCCUCGAUGCCUUCGUGCACGAUCCACUUGUCGAGUGGGCGGACAAACUCCGACGGCUCACUCGUGCAAAUCCUCUCGUGGACAUGCGCACCGUAUCCCAAGACGCGUUGGGACCUAUCGAGGAGAAGCUGCAAGGGAUCUUCAAGCUUCACAAGUCGAGUCCGGGGAGGCAGCUCUCGGUCAGCAAUCAUGUCCAAAGCUUGAUCCUGCAGGCGAGCGACAAUCAGAACUUGUGUAGAAUGUAUAUAGGAUGGGCUCCCUAUCACUGACCUUUUCUUUCUGGCUAUUGCGGACAUCGAUCUUCUGUAGAAUAUUCACUGACCACGCUGCGCUGUAUUAUACACCACUGACCCACUGUACUCGUACAAAACAUACCAUGCCAUCUGUUACGACGCCUGCGUUGCGCUCUCGAUCUCUUUCUUCAGCUGGCUCAACUCCGCCUCCUUAUUGAGUACCUGCAGCUGCAGCCUUUGGUACUCCUUCGCGAGCUGUAUACGCGCGGCCUCGAGCCUCUCCGCCUCGUCCUUCUCCAUCUCUUGCGUGAACUCCGGCACGCCGCCCUUGGACGCUUCGAGCGAGCCGGGGUUGGCUGUGUGGAAUGGCACCGGACGUCGCUUGGUCCUGGGCAGCGGCUUCGGCGGGUGCGCGGUGAGGAUGUUGAGGAACGCCUGGUACGGCUCGUGGAAGACGAUCUCGUCGUAUUGCCAGGAGUGCACCGGGCCCAUCUUGGCGGCAACAUCGAGUGGCGGGAUCUCGGGCUCGCCGCUGCCCGGGGCAGUCCAAGGGUGAAGCUUCAGGUGGUGGUAGAACGUGAUCGACUUCUCGCCGGACUCUUGCACGAACAUGAUACGGAUGGUGAUCUCAAAUUCACCCCAGCCCGUUUCCGAGACUUCAAAGGGGGGCUUGUCGACCGUUCGGUUGGGGUUCGUGUACGUGUCGUGCAGCUUGAACGUCACGCGCUUUAUGAAAUGACUGAGGUCAUCCGCACCCCCAACGAUGUCUGAGUCGGGGGCAGACGUCGCGCUUCGCACCGCGACUGUCCACCGAUGUGUGUGGUCUGGGGUGGGCAGCGCCUCCCGCUCCUUUUGUGUCAACACCCAGGCGGUGUUCCCAUAGAUGAUAGGACGGUGUAUGUCAAGUCCCUUGACGCGGACGCGAUCGCUGGAGGCCAUGGCGGUCGAGACGAGCCGCGCC
This is a messenger RNA of Trametes versicolor FP-101664 SS1, 6964 nucleotides long. RefSeq lists its product as uncharacterized. Gene Ontology annotation, cellular component: nucleus. Bases 145 to 6039 code for a protein of 1964 amino acids. The record is from RefSeq and is a predicted model, not a curated record. NCBI's taxonomy places the organism in Eukaryota, Fungi, Basidiomycota, Agaricomycetes, Polyporales, Polyporaceae. The transcript is spliced from 26 exons. Gene Ontology annotation, biological process: telomere maintenance; protein phosphorylation; DNA damage checkpoint signaling. Gene Ontology annotation, molecular function: protein binding; protein serine/threonine kinase activity.